Sitophilus oryzae (rice weevil) is the source of this 1719-nucleotide messenger RNA. RefSeq names its product 6-phosphofructo-2-kinase/fructose-2,6-bisphosphatase (gene Pfrx). The transcript is spliced from 8 exons. NCBI's taxonomy places the organism in Eukaryota, Metazoa, Arthropoda, Insecta, Coleoptera, Curculionidae. Bases 217 to 1707 code for a protein of 496 amino acids. Gene Ontology annotation, cellular component: cytosol. Gene Ontology annotation, molecular function: 6-phosphofructo-2-kinase activity; ATP binding; fructose-2,6-bisphosphate 2-phosphatase activity. Gene Ontology annotation, biological process: fructose 2,6-bisphosphate metabolic process; fructose metabolic process. The record is from RefSeq and is a predicted model, not a curated record.
AUAAUUUGUCUGGAGUGGCGAAGAGAGUAUUGGAUUGGUUAGGAAAUUUUUGUUAACUGACGCACACUUACGAUCUCACGAUGUUUUUCAAGAUUCGCACUCCGUAAUAAACGCAGUCGACAUUCAGCAUCGGUAAUCGAAGUUGUUUUACUAGUGACAACAAGGUCAACCAGACUACGGUCAUUUGUUGUUUAGCGUGCGCCGAAAGUUAACGUGAUGAGUAGUGGUUUGGACGUGUUAAGUGGCUCUUUGAGGGUGCGGAAUGGAACCUUUUCUAAAUCUAAGAACUAUAGCAAUGUUAAAAAUUGCAGAAACGAAGAGGUGAAGGCAUGUCCUAGCGUAAUGUCUCCAGAAACGAAGAGAUUGUUGCCGCCGAAUACGGAGACAGUGCAGACGAAACCGUUCCCCAUUCGAGGAGAAAGAGCUAAUUAUGUCAACAGUCCACAUGUCAUCGCUAUGGUGGGAUUACCGGCCAGAGGGAAGACUUAUAUUUCCAAGAAACUGUCACGUUACCUGAAUUGGAUUGGAAUAAAUACUAGAGUUUUUAACUUGGGAGAGUACAGACGCCACGCCACCUCGGCCUACCAAAACCACGAGUUCUUCAGACCGGACAAUCAGGAAGCGAUGGCCAUCAGGGCGCAGUGCGCCGUCGAAGCUUUGAAGGACGUGUGUCAAUGGUUGGAGAACGGGGGCGAAGUGGCCGUUUUUGACGCCACCAAUUCGACGGCCGAGCGCAGGAGAGUCAUCCAGGAUUACGUUGUGAACAAGAUGGGCUUCAAGUUGUUUUAUGUCGAAUCCAUUUGCGAUGAUCCCCAAAUUAUUGAACAGAAUAUAAUGGAGGUGAAAAUCAGUAGUCCUGACUACACUAACAUGAACAAAGAAGCCGUUUUGGAUGAUUUUCUUAAGAGAAUCCAACAUUACCAAGAGAAAUAUUCACCAUUGGACGAGGAACAGGAAAAAGAAGUAUCAUUCAUGAAGAUCUAUAAUACAGGUGAAAAGGUUGUAGUACACAAACACGAAGGGCACGUACAAGCGAGAAUAGUAUAUUAUCUUAUGAACAUUCACAUCACCCCUAGGACCAUCUAUUUAUCCAGGCAUGGAGAAAGUGAACACAAUCUCGAAGGCCGCAUAGGAGGAGACUCGAAUUUAAGUACGCGAGGACGUCAGUACGCCAGCGCCCUCUCAGCAUACAUUCACGAACAGAAAAUCGAAGGGCUCAGGAUCUGGACGUCGUGGCUGAAACGUACCAUCCAAACGGUGACCGGUUUGGACGUGCCGCAAGAAAGGUGGAAAGCUUUAAACGAAAUAGACGCUGGAGUUUGCGAAGAAAUGACUUACGAAGACAUCAAAGAUAAAUAUCCGGAAGAGUUCGCCUCAAGAGACCUGAACAAAUUCGCGUAUAGAUACCCGCGAGGGGAAAGUUACGAGGACUUGGUGGCGCGGUUAGAACCCGUCAUCAUGGAACUAGAAAGGCAGGGCAACGUGCUGGUCGUGUCGCACCAGGCCGUUCUUAGAUGUCUCCUGGCGUAUUUCUUAGACAAAUCUGCAGAUGAACUACCCUAUCUGAGGGUACCUCUGCACACAAUAAUAAAAUUAACACCAGUUGCAUAUGGUUGUAGAGUGGAACAUAUUAAACUGCCAAUCGAUGCUGUGGAUACCCAUCGUGCCAAACCUAAGGAGCCAGGCCAACAGAUAACUGCCAAAUAACGAACUUGGCAA